This is a messenger RNA of Phanerochaete carnosa HHB-10118-sp, 1819 nucleotides long. RefSeq lists its product as uncharacterized. The record is from RefSeq and is a predicted model, not a curated record. NCBI's taxonomy places the organism in Eukaryota, Fungi, Basidiomycota, Agaricomycetes, Polyporales, Phanerochaetaceae. The coding region runs from base 296 to 1513 and encodes 405 amino acids. The transcript has 2 exons.
GGCGAAAGCGCCAGAGCCACCUCAGCACUCGACCGCCGACGACCACGUAGCUGCGACCAAGCCGCUGUUCGCGAAAGCCUUCAAGUUGGUGGGCAAGCGGUUCAAGGUUAAGAAGAAAUUGCCUCCACAAGCCCCGGCAACAACGACUAGCCUUCCUCACCUUCCUCCGGAAAUCUGGGGUGUGGUCAUCAAACACGCCUGUUCCCAGGACUGCGACCUGCUAAACGCGUCACAUCAACUCUCCUUCCUCGACGACGCCUCCACUCGCUUCGACUCGUACCGCGUGGCGCUCAGAAUGAUGCUCGCGCUUUCGCGUGUCUGCAGGGCAUGGCACGCGUACGCUAUUGAGCAUCUCUACGAGUUCAUCUGGAUAUCCAGCGCCGUACAGGCCAAGAAGCUCGCCCACACUCUCAUUAUGCAAGCCCUUCAAUCGCCUACUUGCACCUACGGUUCUUUCGUUCGUCGCAUUCACAUUCAAACUCCCGUGCUCGAACGUUGCGCUCCUGCCGACCUUUUGUCCAUCGUCGAACUCACUCCCAAUCUCGUCAUCUAUUCAGACUAUCAUUCACUUCAGCGUAGCCUCUACGACGACGGCCCCGAUCCACGAUGCAGUCCUGAAGCUAUUCUGAAGCUUGUUGCGAACCCAAAGAUCCGCAGACUUAGCUGGACCAGUUACGGCGAUGCGCCAUUCCAGCAGCGCAUGACACCGCUACUUACAAAUUUGGCCAUCCAGCUUGAGUACCUUGAGCUGUCCUCGUGUUCCCCAAAUUUCCGCGCCAUGUUCUCGCAAUCGACGACGGCCGGUACGAAGAUGGACGUCCGAUUACCCUCGCUCAAAGCCCUCAAGGUCUCGCUGGACAAUAACACCUUCGCUGUCCUCUCCAGUUGGGACAUGCCGAAGCUCACAAACCUUUCGGUACUCUCUUCUGAUUUCAGUUACACCGGUCCCGGCUUCGCGUCCUUCUUCCAGGCCCAUGGCGUGAAGCUCGUCCAGCUCGAACUUGGCCAUUCGUCCUCGCUGAUCGAGAAACACUACCUGACAGCGCCGCAACGCACGCAACCAGUGACCCCCGUGCCGCUCGCUACCUGGUGCCCGAAUUUGCGAGAGUUUAUCUGCUCUGCCGACGCGGAGUGGCACUGGCAGUCUCCAGAUUGGAUAACCGCACAUAUCCUCCUCCCUGCGCACCCGAACAUCAAAUUCAUCGGUAUCCGCGAUCUCGACGCGCGCAUGCGCGGUGACCCAGACGGAUUCUCGUGCGAGCCUUUCUUCACGCUCUUUGAGCUCCUUGCGAGCCUUUUGCGCAAAGACGCGUUCCCGGAGCUGAAAUACUUGCGCGACCUGAGCUCCGAGAGCUACCGCAUGCGCUCGUAUCGCCCACAUCCACGCGUGCGCCAGUUUUGGGAGCGCGUCGUCGAGCUUAGCGGCAAGCGUGGAGUCUGGCUAGAGGACUGCCACGGCUUCAACAUCAACAUCCGCACUCUCCUCCGUGCUGAGCGGACACAUUUCGACUAACGCCCACCCUCAUCCCAGACACUCGGAUUCCUUCGUAUGCUUUCAUGUUCUCGUGGUGCAUCUCUAUCUCCAUCAUCGCCUAGGCUCAUUGUACUAUAGCAUGGACUAUCUUGAUACCUCGCCUUCGCUUUUUGUCUUAUACUUCAAUGCUCUCUUGGAUACCCCCGUCAUAUAGCGCUCCAUUACCGCUUCCCACAUUCAACUUGUCCGAUGCACUUUUAUUGUGGCAUAACUCCUGAGUCUUCUGCAUCCUGUCGCAUACGCCCGCCCCUCGGCUGUCGCAUGGCCCUUCCAUGCGCACCCAAC